UAGUACCAAUCCGAUGGAUUAGUUCCCCUCGAUUGUAUACUCUCUUCAAAGGAGGAUGCUGAUCCCCUUAUUUUAUUUUUAAUUUUAUUUUUGUAACAAGUUAUUGACAAAAUGUCUUUCGAAGAAUUGGAGCAGGACCCAUUUGAUACACAUGAGUUCGUUGAACGACUGGCAUGGCGUACAAUGGGAACGAAAGCUCGAAGUCAGCACGAUGAGUUUGAUCCCAUGUUACUUCAUGGUGCCUUUGAAAGGAUGAUUGCUGAUCUCAAGCACAAGAAUGACAUGGUACAGCAACGUGUAGACAAACUGGAGGAGGAAUGUAAGGAUGAAGAAAAGAAACACUGGGCCAGAGUAGUUGAUCUGCAGAGAAAUAAUCAGGCUGCCUUCUCUCACUUUCAAGGUUUAGAUGAAAGAAUAAAUUCAGUAGCGACAAAAGUAGUGCAUCUUGGAGACCAGUUAGAGGGUGUGAACACUCCGAGGGCUCGUGCUGUCGAGGCUCAGAGGCUGAUGAACUAUCUGUCAGAAUUCCUCACUGAUGAGCCUCCAAAAUCUGCUAUAUUCACAGACCCAUUUCAGUUGCAGUUGGCAGCUGAAAUCAUACAGAAACUUCAUAUGAUUGCUCUAGAACUUCCCAGCACAGAAAAAUUUGGCAAAGCCAGGAGAAAAAUUGCUGACAAGUAUGAUGAGAUAGAGAAUGAGUUGAUAGAAGAGUUCAGAAUGGCACAUCGCGAGGGAGAUAAACGCAAAAUGAAAAGAUGUGCCUCAGUUUUGUCUAACUUCAAGGGGCAUGGUCGAUGUGUAGAUGCUUUCAUAGAAGAAGCACAAAAGGGGUCAUUCAUGAGUUCCGACCCCUUUAGUGAAGUUUUCCCACUGUGUGAGAAGAGCAAUGAUUUAAUCCAGCAAGUUUUCACCAACCCAGAUGUCGUCAUGGGGAAACUUGUACAGAAUAUAUACAUCUCAAAAUUACAGACAUUUAUUCAAACCAAAUUAGAUAAACAGGAAGACCCAGAGCAGUAUCUGAAAGACUUCUUUGAUAUCUACACCAGAACCACAAAGUUGUCUAGUGAUUUAUCAAAGUUCAAGAUUGGCAAUGACAGUUCAUUUUUGCCAAAAAUGACAAAAGUGAUCUUCCAGAAACAUUUAGAUAAUUAUAUAAAUUUUGAGACAAAGUAUCUGCAUGAGAGAUGUGGGGCUAUAUUACAGAGAUACUAUGACAGUAAGGAACAUCAGAAGAAACAAAUACAAUCUGGAGGACUAUCCGAGUUGCGUAGAGAUUUACAAGCUAAGAUAGCCAACGUGAAUGUGAAUAUCAACAUUGGGCCAAGCGUAGAGAAUUACGGUGGGGAAACUUUCCUUUCACAGGAAGUCUCCAUAAAUAUCCUACAGGAAACAAAACUGGCCUUCAAAAGAUGCCAGAUGCUGUCUGGUAGUUCAGAUGUUCCUGGCAAUGCAGUGAAGAUCCUGGAUAUACUCAUCAAGUACCUGGUUUUAGAACACAUAGAUUAUGCUAUAGAAGUAGGCCUUCAAGGUAUCCCUGUAGCAGAACCAAAAGUGGCUCCUCAGAUAUACUUCUUUGACACAGUAUCCCAGGCAAACACUCUCUUCCAUUUGUUUGAAAAGCAGUUCAUGGACAGUGCUGUACCUUUAUUUCUGUCAACUCCUCUUUAUGCUGACUGCCUACACAGGAAGAGAGAUUUAAGGGAUAACAUGGAGACAAAGAUAGACACAGGUCUGGAGAGGGCCACAGCCUCUAUAUGUGGCUGGGUUAAAUAUAUCCUCGCUUCAGAACAGAAGAAAAAUGACUUCAAACCUGAUGAUGACUCAGCUCUCUUACAGAUGGGAACUCCGGCGUCUAAAAAGGUAGUUAAGUUUUUGAAUGAGCAGCAUCAGUCAGUUAGAGAUAACCUAGAUGGGAAAAAUGUAGAGGCAUUGUUACUGGAGCUAGGAACCAGGCUACAUAGAAUAUUGUAUGAGCACCUGUGCCAGUUCACAUAUAAUUCUUUAGGUGCUAUGUUAGUUAUCUGUGAUGUAAAUGAGUACAGGAAGUGUGUGAAGGAGUUUGGGUUACCGUUGGUUUCACAGCUGUUUGAGAAGCUUCAUGCACUUUGUAACCUUCUUGUUGUUGUACCAGAAAAUCUCAAACAAGUCUGCAGUGGUGAUCAGCUGGCUGGCUUGGACAAGUCAAUCUUGCUGUCAUUUGUUCAACUGAGAGCAGACUACAAAACAGCCAAACUUGCCUCCCUCUUGAAGUGAUCUACCUGUAACCAUGGAAACACAUCAGUCUAGUCAUAGCACCUGGGAGUAAUUAUACCUGAAAUAAAUUGUUAGAGGCACACAAGGGAUGAAACUUGAUAUGUUGGAAAGGCCGACUGAAGGUCCCUUACCAUCACUUUGUUUAAAUCUUUGAAAAGGGACUUUAAGCUUGAUAUUCUUAUUUUAUAAGAUGCUUUUUUGUUGAAGAGUAAUAGGCAUAUACUUCAUCUAAAAAUGUGUUAUGUAUAUCCUUAACAUUCCAUAUUGUGACUGUGCUGUCCAUGCAAUGUUGCAGGAGAGGUCAUUUUUCUAGUCGCUUGUCUAUAUUGUACAGUAUAUUCAGGUUAUAGCAAGCUCCUUGGGACCAGCAGAAUGUGUUUGUUAUAUCCAGAGUUUGUUAUAAGCAUAUAGCUAAAAAAAGUAAAAAAUUUAUAACAUUUCCUUUAAAUUUAAUGGCUGGAAACUUUUGAUUGGGAUGGUUUGCUGACAUGUAACACAGCAGUCGUAAAUCGUCUUACAUAGUUAUGUUCCGGUAUAUUUUAUAGUUGUGAGAAACUUAACAACAGUGACAUACUACUCCACUAAAGCUGCCUGUACUUGCGUCUGAAGUUUUUGAUUAUAGCAUGGUUGCAGCAUGUUCAUAUUAAUGCAUACAUGUAUAUAGUAACUAAAAUCUGAUCAUUAUUGAAUAUCAGUAGCAUAUAAUAAAACUCAAUGCUUAAUUAAAUGUCCUGAUCAUUGGGUUUAGAUUAACAUAUUAUUUCAGUGUAUUUUUUAACACUUGGACAUUAAGAUGUGUUCCUUAUAUCUGAUAAGUCAUAAGAAUCAUGUUUGCUGUAUCCAUUUUAUUUUGAAUGGAACAAAUAAUGGCUAAAUCGGGACAUUUGAAAUUGUUUCAUAUAACCUAAAUUUAUUAAAAUCAUGUUUGUUAUAGGUUAAGUUAAAAGUAUGAAGAAGUGAUAAUUUUUUCUCCUUUUUCUGUCUCCUGUGGUGAAGUUGUCAGGUUUAUUUUGGUAACUAAUCUAUGAACAUAAUUUAAGUUGUGUUUAGCUUUAGCAGUUCACUAAACUGGCUCAUAGUGUUUAUUGGUAUAAUAUGUUUCCCAGGUUUCAUAACCAUCUAGCUUGACCCAUUGACUGAGUAAUUACUCCUGAAUUGCAUCUCUAUUUGAAUGAAAACAUAAACAGUUCUUCUCCAAUGUUCACAAAACUUGGUGAAAAUGCAUAUUGGCAUAUUAUCUUGGACAUGUUCAGGAUUUAGCUGGAUAAUCUUAAUUGCUGUGAACAUAUGGAUCUUGAAAGAGUCGGAACGAAAAAAAAUGCAAACAGUUUGUGCAAUAUGUAGAGUAUUUUAAAAGUCAAAGGUAAUUUGCUGUGAUGGGUAUAUUCUAACAGUUUCAGCACUUGAAGUAAUACAUGCCUGAUAUUGGGAAUUAAGAAAGUUUAGUACUGAAAAAUGUCAGAAAUAUUAUUUUAGUAAGUCAUCUGAAGAGAAAAUAGAAAAAAACUUUUCAGUAUCCCAGACAUCCACAAAUACAUGAACAGUUAAUGAUACUUUUCAUUUCAGAUUGCAGUUGUUUUUAGUACAAGGUUUUAUGUAAAUGCAUAUUUCAUUUAAGAAAUAAUAUAUCUCAUCUAGUGAUUUGUCACUGAAUAAAGUCAUUGUUUGGAGUUCAGAUGCGAAGGAAUUAUAUCAUGAAGGCACAGCCCAAAUAAUAUAAUAAUACGCAUCUGAACGACAAUGGUUUUAUUCAUGAUCAGAUCUCUAAAUGAGAUAUAUUAUUCUGAUUCUAACAUGUUACCAAGGAUUUUAAAGUACAUUCUUGACAACAUUCAUUAUAUAUUUGCCUUUUUUCUGUUGGUUUCUUUUCCAGCGCGCCGCUAUGCUGUUUGAUGCUAUGACGUUAUAAUUGUGAUGUCAGAAAAAGAAUUGUUGUUUAAUAACACACAGUUUUCAGUCGUCUUUGUUUAAUAGGAAAAUGGAACAGGUCGUGUUAGAAUAUACUGUAACAUUUAUCUUUGUUAAAACUAAAUAUGUGUUAUUGUGAAUUUAUAUAUUGAAUUGAUAUGAAAGUAUAUUCCAUGUUAAAGUUGAUUUUGUUGUUUAUAUGUAUUGCUAUUGAAAGAUGUAUAAACUAUUCAAAGGUAUUUUGCCCUCAAUAGAUUGGAAAAGCAAUAUCAGUCAAACAGGGACAGCUAUUAUUUUGCUUGGUUGCAUCCUGUGCUUUCAAAGGAUCUUUAUAUAGCUUUUAUUAUGCCCCCGAAGGGAGGCAUAUUAGUUUUCAACUGUCCGUCCGUUCAUUAGUUUGUUCGUUCGUUCGUCACAACGUUAACUUUUUGCAUGAAGGCAAUUUACUCACGGACCACUGCACCCAGGACCUUCAAACUUCACAUGCUGAUAGUACUAAUUGAGUACACGACCCCUACUGACUUUGGGGUCACCAGGUCAAAGGUCAAGGUCACAGGGGCCAAUGUUAACUUUUUGCAUGAAGGCACUUUACUCGUGAACCACUGCACCCAGGACCUUCAAACUUCAUAUGCUGAUAGUACUUAUUGACUACACAAUCACUACUGACUUUGGGGUCACCAGGUCAAAGGUCAAGGUCACAGGGGCCAAUGUUAACUUUUUGCAUGAAGGCCUUUACUCGCGAGCCACUGCACCCAGGACCUUCAAGCUUCAUUUGCUGAUAGUACUUAUUGAGUACAUGACCCCUACUGACUUUGGGGUCAAAGGUCAAGGUCACAGGGGCCAAUGUUAACUUUUUUUGCAUGAAGGCACUUUACUCGCGAACCGCUGCACCCAGGACCUUCAAAACUUCAAAUGCUGAUAGUACUUAUUGACUACACGACCCCUAUUGACUUUGGGGUCACCAAGUCAAAGGUCAAGGCACUGCGGGGGCAUUUGUCACCAUUAGUGACAGCUCUUGUUUUUAAUGAUCUUACCAUGGUGGAAAUAGUUCAGCAAAUCAUUCCUACUCUUAAGUGUUGUUAUGCUUUCGGUAGGCAUGUUAUAAUUAUACAAAAUAAUUCCCAUCCUAUAGGAUAGGACAGUUGUUCAUUCUUAAUACGUGAACAAAAUACACAGACAAACAUUACUUGUUUGGAAAUUAUAUUAGACCCAUUGGGUCCAUCUAGUUGUUAAAAUCAAGGAGAAAUUGGAAUAAAUUUAUGUUAAUUCAUUGAUAGGAAAGCUUUAACAUCAGUUCAAAAUUUAUUUCCCAGAUCUUGUAAUGGGCUUGAUCUGAUGCCUUUCUGAAUACAGUGUGAUAGAUCAGUUUAUCAAGUGAUAUAUGACAUCUCCUCGUGGGUGCCAUAAGCCUGAACUAGAAAAGGUUAAAGUCAUGUUCUUUAUAUCUUUGUUUUUAUGGCGUACUCUGCCAGAUUGCUUCUAGAAAUUUGAUGUAUUAUUGACGUGCAAUAACAUUUAUUUAUAAAAUGUAUAUUAUCAUUUAACAUUAAUUAUUAUGUUCAUUUCUACCAUAGGUAAAUAAAAUUAUAACUAAUCACCA
Messenger RNA from Mercenaria mercenaria, 5761 nucleotides. Its product is annotated as exocyst complex component 5-like. The transcript is spliced from 19 exons. The record is from RefSeq and is a predicted model, not a curated record. Gene Ontology annotation, biological process: Golgi to plasma membrane transport; exocytosis. NCBI's taxonomy places the organism in Eukaryota, Metazoa, Mollusca, Bivalvia, Venerida, Veneridae. Gene Ontology annotation, cellular component: cytoplasm; exocyst. The coding region runs from base 112 to 2253 and encodes 713 amino acids.